This is a messenger RNA of Ciona intestinalis (vase tunicate), 1822 nucleotides long. RefSeq names its product tRNA wybutosine-synthesizing protein 5. Gene Ontology annotation, cellular component: nucleus. The record is from RefSeq and is a predicted model, not a curated record. Gene Ontology annotation, molecular function: histone H3K36 demethylase activity. NCBI's taxonomy places the organism in Eukaryota, Metazoa, Chordata, Ascidiacea, Phlebobranchia, Cionidae.
AUGACGAAGCAUAUUGUUCACACUGUGAAUCAGCUUUUUUUACUCCAAACAGCUGUUGAAUUUUACACUUUCGUGGUAGAGAUACCGAGCGUAGUGUUGGUUUGUUUGUUGUUGGGCUAAAUUAGAAACAAGCAGGUUAAACUAAAUGACGUUUUAAAAUGUCAAGAUUCUCUCAAGAAAACAUCGUUGAUGUUCCUCGCUUAAAUACGCUUGACAAACUAGAGUUUGAGGAAAGUUAUUUAAGAAAAGGCAAGCCUGUCGUUAUAACAGCGGGUUUGGACGGUUUAGCUUGCUCUAAAUGGAGUAUAGAUUACUUACUGGAACGUGUUGGCUUAAACAAUGUUACUGUUCGCGGCAGAACGAAUUCUGACGAAUACAAGGUGGGUAAGCAGUACAUAAUUCGCGAGACCACAUUCCGUGAGUAUAUUUCGGACAUGAGAGCAAAGAGUGUACGAGGUUUAACGUCAUACAUGGCUGUGCAAAAUAUAAGCAAGACAUUUCCUCAGCUACAGGAUGAUUGUAAGAUUCCUGAUAUUGGAAAACUACACAACGGACCGUUCUUGUGGGUGGCUCACAAGGGACAUUAUGAAUACUGCCAUUAUGACCCAGAUGCAAGUUUAUUGAUGAUGAUUGAAGGAAGCAAGAGAGUCAAACUUUUCUCUUGCAUCGAUCUUGAGAAGAUGUAUCCGAAUCCUCUUGGCUCAAGAGGAAAGACAAUUCAAUCACAGGUUGAUUGUGACAAUGUGGAUCUAGAAAAAUUUCCUAAAUUUUCUGAAGUUACAUGUUACAGUUGUACAUUACAAGCUGGUGAUCUACUUCUGAUUCCUGCUUUCUGGUGGCACCAAGUUACUUCUCUUAGUGAUUCUGUCUCAAUGAAUGCGUUUUUCGGGGAAAGUGGUGAAGACAGAUACAUCACAAGAAUUAUGGAAGAACCUGUUUGGCCUUCAUUUAAAUACUGGCUGCUAAAUAUUGUAGAACAGAAUCGACCCUUUGCAUCUUUUGAAAGAACUCUUCAGCGCCUCCCACUUUGUGUGGAGAAUCUUUUACUAAAACAGUUCCAUGAGGUGGCACCACAGAGCCAUGUUAAUAAACUUGUUGAAACGAUCAAAGAAUAUCUCAACCUGGUUGCACUCCCAGAAUUUAAUGGAGGUGGGAAAAAUCCUCCCCCUCUCAGAGUUAGAGGGCUAAGAUGGAGAUGAACGCAUACGGAUGAUGUACGACCACGCCUUAUGGAGAAAAGUGGUGAAAGCUGACAUGACUGGCGAUUGAACGGGACGUGAAGAGGCGGUUUGAUAUGAAGGAUGUGUUAGACAAUCACACUUAUUGAUAGGGUUUUAGUAAUUUGUCUUAUAGAAUUUUAAGUUUUUAUUAGUUUUCUGGUCCGUUUAUACCAAUAGUCAUAUUCGAAAAAUGCAUCUUUGCUUGACACAUUAUUGCGGGAUCGCCACACACAAGAUAAUGCGUAUAAAAUUUAAUCAUUUCUAUUUAAAAAAAAUUAAUCAGCUAUUAUCAUGCGACAGAUUUUAACUAUAUAUUUUCUUUUAAAACAAGUUUACCAAGAAGUAAAAUUAUUUUUGUUCAAUAUGGUCAUGCGUGUUAAAGUCACUUUGCAAGCUGUUUCGCUUGUUUUUUUUGCUGUAAAAUUAUCAAAAUUUAAUUUUUUUUCUGUUUGGGUAUCAGGGUUAAAAAUUGUUGGAUUUUUCCAGUAGCACAUGCAUUCUGAUACAUACCCGACCGCGAAUCGGUUACACGUUGAAUUAAUUUCAUUGCAAUUCUGCUUUCAUUUCCACGAUAUGCAAAUAUACUUAUGGCGAACUACGCA